AUGGCCGGUCGGGGGGCCGAGACAGAGGAGCGGCUCUGGUCCAUGAUCCUGGACUUGUCUGCGCAGCUGACGGUGAACAAGCAAGCGUGUGAUAUUUUGAAGCAAAAAGUAGAUGGCCUGCAAGGGCAAGCGAUCCAUGCAAAGAGCGGGUACGCGCUGCGCCGUUUCAAUGUCGACCUAUCGCACGAGACAUUUACCUCGGAGCUGGAAAAGCUGAAUGCGCAGCUUGCGGUAGAGAACACGACCCUCUCGUUUGAGUCCAAGCAGCUUGGCUCACUGCUGCGCGAGUACGAGCUGACACUGGAGACGGUGAUGAGCAAAUUCCGUGCAUUCUCCCACGCGGCACAGCAGUAUGGACUCGAUCUGUGUGCAUACUACGAGACGCGCAUCGAGCGAAAAACGCACGAGCUGGACGAGGUUGUACAGAAAGGGCAGCGGAGCGAAGAUGUUGCGCUGCUCCGUCUCGGCUCGCUCCUACGCGACGCACUUCACGUCGUCGAUGGCGAGGAGGAGGAUGCGGAGAGCAGUCAUUGUGCGAUGGAGCAAGCGACAGAGAUCGAGCAGCUGCGUGCAGAGAACACGAUGCUGCGUUCACUGCUGGGCAUGGAUACGGCACCGGAGGUGGACGAGGAAGAAUAUAGGCGCGUCGCAUUCGAUACGCCCGCUGCGACGAGCGAGCGGAACAGCGAUGCGCCUGCGCCGAGCGGCGCGCCCAUUGACGAGGUCGACGUCGGCGCGCGACGGACGUGCGGAGCGGCGGGGAUGGAAAGUAGUGCGCUGUAG
This is a messenger RNA of Malassezia vespertilionis, 783 nucleotides long. RefSeq lists its product as uncharacterized. The coding region runs from base 1 to 783 and encodes 260 amino acids. Lineage: Eukaryota; Fungi; Basidiomycota; Malasseziomycetes; Malasseziales; Malasseziaceae. The record is from RefSeq and is a predicted model, not a curated record. The transcript has a single exon.